AUGUUCAAAGCGGCGUUGCUGGAGACAAUCGACGCCGAGCGAAGUGACCUCAUCGGCUUUUUACAAAACCUCACACGCACCGACUCUUCAAACCCUCCUGGCGAUACCAUAGCAGCAGCUUGUGUCGUUACUACUUUUCUGGCUUCUCGAGAUGUUCCUUCUACGAUUAUCGCACCGAAAAGCCAUGCACCGAACGUCACCAGCACUUUUCCAGCAGUAUCGCAAUCCCCGGCGCAUAGUCGGUCCUCGUCGCUACAUCAAUUAGAUGGCUACCCACCGACACCAGUCGACUCACCGUUCGAGAGGAGUGGAAUCUCAACGCCGAAGCCUGGUCCGCGUUUGAUCAUGAAUGGUCAUAUUGACGCCUUUGCCAUCUCCGACGCUGAGAAAUCACAAUGGACCCACGAUCCCUGGUCCGGAGACAUUGAAAACAACAGACUCUAUGGACGCGGGGUUGUCGAUAUGAAAGCUGGAACUGCCGCAACGAUCGCAGCGUAUUCAUACAUCUUCGCACAUCGACAUCUUUUGCACGGCAUUGCUGUGCUGGAAGCAGUCUCAGAUGAAGAGAAUGGUGGAAAGUGGGGAAGCAAAUACCUUCUGAAUGAUGAUGAUAGGAGAGAAACCUGGACAGGCGACGUAAACCUCAAUGCCGAACCUACAGGCCUACAAAGCAUACGAUUUGCCGAGAAAGGCACUUUGCGAUUGACUUUCUCGAUCAAGGCCAAGAGUGCGCAUGGAGCAUACACACAUUUAUCGGAAGGAGCGAUUCGAAUUGCAACAAGGCUGAUUAUGGAGUUGGUCAAACUGGAGGAUUUCUCCGAUUUCAAGCUCGAUCCUGAAGUGAGGAAAUACCUCGAUCGACAAGAAGUGCGGGACAUAGUCGACGAGAUCAUGGGUGCUGGUGCCUCCAACAACAUCCUCAAGCCAACAGUAAACAUCGGAACCAUCAGUGGCGGUACCAAAGUCAACACUAUUCCAGGAGACUGCAAAUUCGAAGCCGAAAUUCGCCUACCAAUCGGUUUAGUUGCAGAAACCAUUCUCGGCGAGAUCGAUACGAUUCUCAAAGAUUUCCCCGGAGCCAGUUAUGAGGUCCAAGAAGCAGCUUCCAAUCCACCCAACUCAUGUCCUUUCGAUCACGCCCUCACACGCGCAAUAGCGGAUAAUGCCGAACACAUUCUUGGACGAAAGCCAAUUGCUAUACCAUCGCUUGGUGCUACAGACGCUAAGCACUGGAGAUACAAAGGCGUGCCUGCCUACAGCUAUGGUCUUUCGCCAGAAGGCAUGGCUGGUAUCGAUGAGAGCGUCGACCUCGAUGAUUAUAUCAACCUCGUCAAGAUACUCACAUUGACCGCGUGGGACUUCUUGACUGGCCCUGAGUAG
This is a messenger RNA of Aureobasidium musti, 1380 nucleotides long. The record is from the annotation of a GenBank genome assembly. Lineage: Eukaryota; Fungi; Ascomycota; Dothideomycetes; Dothideales; Saccotheciaceae.